Adineta ricciae is the source of this 5163-nucleotide messenger RNA. The record is from the annotation of a GenBank genome assembly. NCBI's taxonomy places the organism in Eukaryota, Metazoa, Rotifera, Eurotatoria, Adinetida, Adinetidae.
AUGCCUGAACUAGUACCUACCGAUGCUCAAGACGCAGAACUUAUUCAACAUAUCUUCUUCGGUAAAUUGGAUAAUCUACCGAAUCUUACUUCAAAAAUUGUCCGAAUCUUUACAUCAUCCACAUUUACAGAUACAAGUAUGGAACGCAACUCACUAAUGCAGCAUACAUAUCCAAAACUAAAAGAGUUUUGCCGAGAGAAGCAUGGCCUAGAAUUUCAAGUUGUAGAUAUGCGUUGGGGUGUGCGUGAUGAAGCAACAGAUGAUCAUAAAACAACCGAACUAUGUAUGCAGGAAAUUGAUAAUUGUCAACGUGUUUCUGUUGGACCAAAUUUUGUGGUAUUUCUCGGUCAAAAAUAUGGCUAUCGACCGUUACCAACGAAAAUCGAAGGGGCUGAAUUUGCUCUGAUUUUGUCCGUUUCGAAUCCAGUCGAUGCAAGAUUACUUAAACAAUGGUAUAAACUUGAUUCGAAUAAUAUUCCAAAUCUAUACUGUUUACAACCCGUCAGUUCGAUAUUUACUAAUUUCACAAAUAAAGCGCAUCCGCGUCUAAUGGAGGAAGAUCAAAGUCAAUGGUGGGAAACCAUGGGUAAACUGAAUCGAGCUGUACGUAGUGCUGCUUUCGAACUUUUGAAAAAAGGCGACUUUUCCGCACAGGACAAUCAUCGAUACAAUUGGUCAGUAACUGAACAAGAAGUUGUUCGUGGCAUUCUGAAUGCUAAAGACACAGUGGAUCAUACAUUAGCCUUCUUCCGCCAUAUUGAAAAUAUUAACGUUGCUUUACUGCGUCAUUCGAUGAAAUUUAUCGAUAUCGCAUCGAAGCAAAUUGAUGAAGAAGCACAAACUAUGCUAUCGGAUUUACGUGAUGUUCGCGUGCCAGCGACGUUACCAGCAAGUAGUAUCAUCCGCUAUACAGUUCAAUGGUCGGAUGAAGAUGGUUUAAAUAAGAAUGUGCAUGCAGAUUAUUUGCAAGAUUUCAUUGACACAUUCUAUCGACGAAUUGUCGAAUUGAUCGACCGUGGUGUUGGUCAACAAAAAAGUCUAGCUUCCAAUCGAGUUUACACGGAAAUCCUUCAACAACUUCAUGUUGUAAAUAACUUCAGUCAAGAUUUUCAAGGACGUUCGGACAUUCUCGAACGUGUUCGGCACUAUGUGCAAGGUUCUUCGAAACAACCGGUAGUUCUCUGGGGUGAGGGCGGUUGUGGUAAAUCGAGUAUGUUAGCAAAAAUCGCGUCCGAAUCGACUUCAUGGUUCUUAUCAAAAACUUGUACACCAGUACGGCUCGUUCGAUUUCUCGGUACUACGCCAGAUAGUUCAUCGAUUGGACCAUUGCUGCGUAGUGUUUGUCAACAAUUAAGCUAUGUAUAUCAAGUACCAGAUAAUACAAUUCCGGUUGAAUUAUCUCAAUUAACCAAUCACUUCAAGCGUCUAUUAGAAAAAGCAACUGUCGACAAACCUUUAUGUAUCUUCUUCGAUUCCUUAGAUCAACUAUCGUCUGCUGAUGGCGCACAUUCGAUGUCUUGGCUGCCUCCAACUCUACCUAAUCAUGUCAAACUGAUUGUUUCAACAUUACCUGGAAUAUUCAAUAUAUUAAAUACACUUCGGAAUCUGAUCGAUAGUCGAGAAAACUUUGUUCAAAUUAAACCAUUAGGAGAGGAAUUGGGAAAAACAGUUCUCAAAGCAUGGCUAGCUCGUCAACAUCGAACGAUCACCGAUGUACAAUGGUCGUUAGUUCAUGAAAGACUUGCCGAAUGUAAUAUUCCUUUAUAUGUCAAACUAGUGUUUGAUGAGAUCAAAUUAUGGAAAUCAUAUACAAAAACCGAAGAAAAAGAUUUAGCAAAAUCAGUUUCAACUUCAAUCAAUAAACUGCUUGGCCGAAUAGAGAAUGCACAUGGACAUAUUUUAGUUGGACAUGCGUUAUCUUAUAUCACCGCCUCGAAAUCUGGCUUAAGCGAAGCAGAACUAGAAGAUCUGAUAUCACUCGACGAAACAGUUUUGAAUGAUGUUUACCAAUACCAUCUACCACCUAUACGACGGAUUCCACCGCUAUUAUGGACUCGAAUUCGAAAUGAUCUACCGAAUUAUCUAGUCGAAAGAGAAGCUGAAGGUGUUAGUGUUGUAAGUUGGUAUCAUCGACAAUUUGCGGAAGUCUCACAUGAACGUUACUUAGCCAAUCCAGAAGAGCGUCGUACAUACCAUUCACAAAUGGCUGAUUAUUUUCUUGGCAUCUGGGCUAGUCGUCCGAAGCCGUUUCAGUUUUCUGAUCAACAGAAGCGUAUGUUCAAUCUAACAUCAACUGACGGUGAAGCUGAUCGUAAAGUGCCCGCUCAACCUCUGAUAUUCGCAGCAACAAAUGCGUCGGCAACUACUAAUACCUCGACAGUUCGUUACAAUUUACGUAAACUAAGUGAACUGCCAUUUCAAUUAAUCCGCGCACAACGCGUCGAUGAUCUCUAUACUCAUGUACUAUUUAAUUAUGACUUCAUUCAUGCAAAACUAUCAUGUAUGCCGUUGAAUUUAUGCAUUUUCGAUUAUGAAAGUGCCUUAGAAGAUGCCUAUGAGAAAGAAGUUAAAUUAAUGAGUGACGCACUUCGAUUAUCCAGUUCAGUUUUAGCUGCUGAUCCAAACAAUCUAGCUUGUCAAAUCAUUGGUCGUCUAUUACCAUUCUAUACGACAUGUCGAAAAAUUGCGUCAUUCAUUGAUCAAUGCGAAAGCACUGGUCUGCAAGUGAUGGGUCUCGUGCCAGCAUAUAAUACGUUAGCAUCACCUGGCGGGCCACUUGUCUACUCAUUAGAAGCGCAUCAAUUUGCUGUUUAUGGUCUCGAGGUAGUGUCUGCCGGUCAACAUCUUCUGACAGUGUCGAAUAAAUUCAUUGUAUUCGAUCUAUCAAGCGGUGAUAUCGUACGAAUUAUUGACCCAAAAAUUGAGGGGAUUAUGACAUUCUUGUCAGUUGCACCUGAUCAACGAUAUUGUGUCACGACUACCAUCAGUAAUCAGUAUAUAAUUUGUAAUCUUUUAACUGGAGAAUUUAUUCUACGCGACUUCCAAACUGGAGGCAGCACGACAAAGUCCACGAAUAAAACUAGCGGACAACCAAGUGAUCCACUGUUAGGUGCGGCUGCUAAUAAUACUCAUUUUGCGAUUUGGUCGGCGAAAAUGUAUCAAGUGUACAAAAAUACAGGAGAAUUACUUACAACGCAAACAACGCGUUUUCAAAUUAUUCAAAUCGAAGUAUUGGACGGUCCAGAGGUCGAAAUAGUCUGUCGAUCGGAAGAUGUCAAAGACGAUCAAGAUGUUGUUCGUGAUCGUAUGAUCAUCGAUUAUUCUUUUGUUCCACCUAUCGACUAUUCAGCAGAUCCCAUAGAUAAUAGUGAAAAUAAUCCACCGCGUUGUUUGACCGGUGGAAGAAAAAAUAUCCAUAGCGCAUUGGUAUUAACACGAGAUAAACGACGAAUGUAUACAUGUUGCGAAAUUAAUGAUAACAACGUUGAAAUGUAUUUGAACAAACCUCAUCCAGUGAAUUUUACAACUCAACGUGUAUGGGCAUUUGAUCAUCAGUUAUAUGAGAAUAAGGAUCGAGUAUUUUCAUUCAUUUUAAGUAAUGACGAAAAUUAUCUCAUGGCCGUAGUAUUCAAAGGUUUCAAAAUCUUUUCAUUCCGUUCCUAUCUCUGGAAAACAUGUCUUCUACCUGGAAGUGUACGAAAUAUCAUGAGUGGAACAAAACGUUUAACCUAUACCGCUGCAUUCUCUCAUGAUAAUCGUUAUUGUAUAGCAUGUGUUAAAUCAACGGUUUAUAUAUUUGAAAUCGAAUGGGGUGAUUUAAUUGCAUCAUUCGAUUCUCAUUUUGGUCGUAUACUUGUUUUGAAAUGCUUGUCAACUGCUACGGGUGGAAAUAACUAUAUCAUCACCACUGGUAUGGACAAAACAACGAAAGUAUGGAAUCUGCAGAAUGCUCGAGAAAAAUCGAUCACGAUCGCGCAAUUAGAUAAAACUAUUGAAAUGAUGCAUAUAUCAACAGAAACACAAAUGAUUCUUGCUCAAACGCGUACACAAUUUUGCUUAUUCGACAUGAGAAAUGGAGCGAUUCUUGGACAAUUAUCUGCAAAUCCACAUGGAUCAAUCUAUCAGUGUACGACUAUGUGCACAAACGGCUUAUUUGCAGCAUCAGCUGAGUCGGGCAAUCUUGUGUUAUGGGAUAUUGAGGAACGAAAGCCAAGUUUCGUCACGCCGCUUAAAAAUAUCUUUCAACUUCUUCUACAUACAGCUGAAACAAUGGUGUUAGUUGUAACUUGUGAAGCAGCGGUAGCCGCUGUUCCUAGUGCAUCGAGCAAUGCACCUGCAAGCAACGCUUAUCUUGGUCAAACCGUUCGAGCUACUUCAUAUGCAUUACCAGAUGGUGACAUUGUCUAUGAAAUACUAUCGAAUAUCAAACGUAUGAAUCAACCGAAGAAAAUUGUAUGUACUGCUGAUGAUAUGUAUCUCGUGUGUAUCGAAGAGAAAAAAAAUACCGAAGUUUUGGCAUUGUACGAUCCAAUGACAGGAGAACAUGUUUCUAACAUGAAACUGAAUUAUCCAGCCUAUAAGGAUAUUACAUCAAUGGUAGCCAUUCCGAAACAACCAUAUCUUAUUGGCUUGAUUGAUGGUGAAAAAGGAGUAGUGAUGAAUCUUCGAGAUAAAAAGGUUCAUAUUACUUUACCGAAAUGGGGUGGUCAGAUCUCUGCGGACGGUAAAUUCGGCCUCUUUGCACCAACACGCGGUGGUCUCGAAAUAUUCGAUUUUCGUAAUGGUAAAGUUGUUCGUACAUUAAUCGGCAAAGUCGCUGAAGGUGUCUUCGAUGUGAUUACAUUUUUUACUCCAACUAACCAACACGUUAUCUAUUACAACAAAGGCAAACGCACGAUUCGCGUAUUUCGCUCCAUCGAUGGUCGACAAAUAGCUGAUAUGAAAUGUCCAGCUAAAGUUCGACAGGCAUACGCAACACAUGAUGGACGAGCUCUCAUUGUUGGAUACGAAGAUGGAGUUAUACAAACGUUCUUAAUCGUUGAUCCUUAUGAAACAUCGACUAUCGCUCAUUUGAAACACUGGAGACAACAGCAAUUUGGUGCGGAACUGGAAGCUAUGCAGCAGGAACUCGCGGAAAAACAAUCUGAGCAAACAGCAACUUAA